UUUCACAUUUGGAUCAUCAAAUUCUCUCUAUAAUUGUUCUUCCGUUCAUACCCACAUCGAAAGAUUUGAUCUUUUUUUCCAUUUAAUGGAAAUUACUUCGUUUCCAUUUCUUAAUCAAGACGAGUUCUUACCCAUCUCCAAUUUCUUCUCAGAAAUGGAUAAUUUCAGUGUGAAUCAGAGCCCCAAAAAGCGGCGGAGACCCACCGACAACGGCGACGACGGCAGCGGCAAUGGCGGAAAUGAUUUACUAAACCAUCCCUUCUGGGUUGAAAACAGAGACGAACAGAGAGAGCAUUGGGUUAUGGAUUCCGACGAAUUCCAAGUACUUUCGAAAAAACCCCGCCGUGGAACGCCGCAAAAUGAUAAUUCUUCACCGGCUAAAGGCGGCGCCGGAGCUCAUCAGCGGAGGCUUUGGGUGAAGAACCGAUCGAAGGAUUGGUGGGACCAAUGCAACCACCCGGAUUUUCCCGAUGAGGAAUUCCGACGGGCGUUCAGAAUGAGCAAAGCGACAUUCGAUAUGAUCUGUAGGGAAUUAGACUCAACUGUUAUGAAAAAGGACACGAUGCUUCGGGUGGCGAUUCCCGUCCGGCAGCGGGUCGCCGUGUGUAUAUGGCGGUUGGCCACCGGCGAGCCGCUCCGAUUGGUGUCGAAACGGUUUGGGCUAGGAAUCUCGACGUGCCAUAAAUUAGUCCUGGAGGUUUGUUCUGCAAUUCGUAAGGUUUUAAUGCCGAAAUUCCUGCAGUGGCCGGAGGAGUCAAAAUUAACGAAGAUCAAGCAAGAAUUCGAGUCGAUUUCAGGGAUUCCCAAAGUGGGUGGCGCAAUUUACACGACCCAUAUCCCAAUAAUCGCACCCAAAAACAGCGUCGCCGCUUAUUUCAACAAACGCCACACAGAACGCAACCAAAAAACUUCAUAUUCCAUCACCGUUCAAGGCGUUGUCGAUCCCGCCGGCGUGUUCACCGACGUCUGUAUCGGGUGGCCGGGAUCGAUGCCGGACGAUCAUGUUCUUGAAAAAUCAGCCCUUUUCGAAAGGGCAAACAUGGGGCUUUUGAACGACGUGUUCAUCGUCGGAAAUUCAGGGUACCCAUUAAUGGAUUGGCUUUUGGUGCCUUAUACGUUACAGAAUUUGACAUGGACACAGCACGCUUUCAAUGAGAAGGUUGGCGAGAUUCAGGCGGCGGCGAAGGCGGCGUUUGGACGGCUGAAGGGGCGGUGGACUUGCCUGCAGAAGAGGACUGAGGUGAAGCUGCAGGAGCUGCCGGUGGUGCUGGGAGCUUGUUGUGUUCUUCAUAAUAUAUGCGAGAUGAGGAAAGAAAGGUUCGAUUCUGAGCUGAAAUUUGAGGUUUUUGAUGAUGAAAUGGUGCCGGAGAGUAAUGGGGUCAGGUCUGUGAGUGCCAUUCAGGGUAGAGACCAUAUUGCUCAUAAUCUUCUGCACCAUGGGCUCGCCGGCACUGGGUUUCUUUAGGGAGUUUGAACAUUGAUGAAGAACCUAUAAUUUUUUUAAAAUAUUUACAUAAAUUCCGUGAUUUUGAAAGUAUACUUGUAAUUUGGUGGAACUUUUUUCAUCGGUGGUUAGUGAUAGCUUUACUAUACAUAAAGGGACGUUUUGAA
Molecule: messenger RNA, 1611 nt
Organism: Cucurbita moschata (crookneck pumpkin)
Lineage: Eukaryota; Viridiplantae; Streptophyta; Magnoliopsida; Cucurbitales; Cucurbitaceae
Product: protein ALP1-like
Exons: 2
Coding region: 86-1465 (459 amino acids)
Source: RefSeq, a predicted model, not a curated record